Messenger RNA from Phragmites australis (common reed), 1266 nucleotides. Its product is annotated as actin-related protein 2/3 complex subunit 2A-like. The record is from RefSeq and is a predicted model, not a curated record. The transcript is spliced from 3 exons. Gene Ontology annotation, molecular function: actin filament binding; structural constituent of cytoskeleton. Gene Ontology annotation, cellular component: actin cytoskeleton; Arp2/3 protein complex. Bases 541 to 1137 code for a protein of 198 amino acids. Lineage: Eukaryota; Viridiplantae; Streptophyta; Magnoliopsida; Poales; Poaceae. Gene Ontology annotation, biological process: Arp2/3 complex-mediated actin nucleation; actin filament polymerization.
CUAGGCCGACGUUGUCAUCACCGCCUUGGAUUGGUUAGUUCUGAAUUUUUAUUGAAUUUGGGAUUUUUAUUUGUUUGAACUGUUCGGUUCCAGUUCUUGAGUUGUUGGAGCUUUCGCACGGCUGGCAAUUGGUACUGAAUCACAUGAUAGUUCCAAAAGAUUAGAGCUUUUUUUCAUUGGGGAAAAAGAUUGGAGCUUUUUGAUCGGCAUUGGAGAAUUCUCCAUCAAUGGAGAUUCUUCCAAGGAAAAUGAAAACAUCCAGUUGGAUAUCGAUCUGGACUGGUCUAUUCCAGAUCCAAUGCUUGGUUGCUGUUCAAGAAUUUCUAUGUUCAAUUGUUGAGCAAAUCAUCACUGUUGCAGCAAUGGGGGAAACAGAAAAGAUGAAAUGAUUGUGGAGUGCAUUGGAAACAAAGCAAGCAGGAUGGCUGAGCUCAGUAGGUUGCUUUAGAAGCAAUUUACCGACAACAGCCAAGAGAGGUCCCCUUCAUGCUCUGAAGUCUCACCAGUCAGGCAGUCACCAGUGUCCUUUCCUGAUGUGUCAUGAAUUUGUUUUUUCCUUCACCAGACCCUGAUCCUAAUGUCAAAGCAACACUUGUACCUCUCUGUUUUCCUUUUCUUUUUUAUUUGAUCUUUAUAAGGAGGCACCCAUGGGUGCUGAGCAGUAACGGGGCCAACAUCAUGGCGUUCUUCAACAGCGGGUCGCGAACGCUGGUAGAAGUCCUGACGAGAAUGCAGAGUGCUGAAAGACCAGUGCCUGUUGAUCACACCUUCUUCGAGUUUGGAUCAAUUCGAUAUCAUGUAGAGGCUUCAGCAUCAGAUUCUGAGAACAUAUAUUUGUUGAUAUCAACACCAUCUCUCUCCCACGAAGCUUCACCCUCCUCGAGCGGGUUGCCUGAAAUCACACUAGAGGAGACGAGGAAGAUGUAUCAGAAGUUCGCAAAGAUUAUCGAGCCACCUAAAGAAGGAUAUGUCCUGACACUGAAAUUGAACUUCUCCAGCCUUGCUCGACCAAUUCUGGACAAGCUACUUUUGUAUACCUUUUACAUUGUGGGGUUAGGAAAUGGGGUGAGAAAGCCACUAUCCAAUAGUCAGAUGGACCAUAAAUUAUUUGUUUUAGAUGUAUAUAAGCCUCCAUAGCUAUGUUUGCCUUCUUUCUGAGAAAUUCUGGACUUCUGGUAGGAUCUAGACUAGGUGUUGGGUCAUAGCCAAAUGUUGUAUACUCGAUCUAUUUGUUAGAAAUGGCGGGAUAUUCAAACAAUUGGCCGA